AGCAUUCGACCUUUCAGAGAAGUAGGCCAUUCAUGCCUUCAUUCUCCCAUCUGAACUGCUAGCCCACCGGGAUCGAUUUAUCUAAGUCUGCACGCUGGGCCUACGAUAAUUUGUGGCUUGAUUACCCGAAUUGUUUAAACUGCCCACCUUCGUUGAUUCCAAGAUGGACGCCCUCAUGCAAGAGUUCAAGACCGCAUACUCCGCAGAAAAGGGCAAUGAUCUCGCCAAGACACUUUCGCCAUACCUGCCAGAAUCCCCCGAGAAGCUUCGGUCGAUAUGGGAGAGUGGAGACUCCCGGACCAUUAGAGAGGACCUUGAAUUCUUAUUCACUCAGGGCAACCCAGCGCGCUUGAGGCUGUCACGUGAGGAAAGUGGAGGGUGGCAGGAGGUUUACUUCGCCUAUUGGAAGGCUCUAGGUGAAAUCCUGGCCGUUGAAGGCCAGAGGACAGAUGGGGUUAAAUCAACGUGGACAAAGGUGUACGAAUCAUGGAAGGUGUUUACGAACUCGCUCAUUCGUGGGUACACUAAUUGUGAAUUUGAGAACUGGACUAUUCCGUGCUUGUACAUCGCUGGCAAGUAUUCGAGAAUAUUUGCUAUGCGGUCAGACGCCGAGAGAGAUGCCAAUGGCGAUGAUCUAGGGGCCACUUACCAGGACGAAUUUGACCCUGAAACGGAGAAACACAAGUCUCUAGAGGAUUGCGGCCGUCAGCUUAACCGCAUCUUCAACACUUGUCUGAGCGACAGAGCACCUCUGAGUGAGUCUCGGAAGUGGGGCAUCUACUACGCGAUCAACCUCCUCUUCAAGACUUACUUCAAGUUGAACCAAGCUUUCUUGUCACGGAAUGUUUUGAAAGCCCUGUCUGCCGGGCGAGGGGACAUGCCUGAUUUUGACAGUUUUCCCAAGUCCCAGCAGGUCACAUUCAAAUAUUAUGAAGGUGUCCUACACUUUUUGGAGGAGAACUACGAGGAGGCUGAGAAGCACCUCGAAGUUGCAUGGCUCCUGUGCCAUAAAGAUGCUAAAAGAAAUCUUGAGCUAAUACUCACCUAUCUCAUCCCAUGCCAUCUCUUGAGGACCAAUACACUCCCCAGUGCUAAGCUACUGGAGCCGUACCCGAGGCUCCAAGAGCUAUUCGGCCCACUGGCGGAGGCGAUCAAGAAGGGCAACUUGCGUGCAUUCGAUCAAGCACUUCAGCAGGGCGAAGACGAAUUUGUCAAGCGACGUAUAUAUCUUACACUGGAGAGAGGUCGCGACAUAUGCCUUCGUAACCUUCUGCGCAAAGUCUUUCUUGCUGCCGGCUUCACUGACGACGACCCACCUGUCCGCAAAACCAGAAUUCCAUUGGCGCAUUUCGUAGCGGCAAUCAAGGUUAGCGAUGGGGAGGGAAUAGAUACCGACGAGGUUGAGUGUCUGCUAGCGAAUAUGAUAUACAAGGAUCUGAUGAAAGGCUACAUUGCGCACGAGCCUGGCAUUGUCGUGUUGAGCAAGAGCGGGGCCUUUCCUGGGUCUGGCCUCUGAGUCAAUUGGGUAGGUAGCGAGAUGGAUCGAUUGACUGAGCCCGUUUACUCCAGCAUGUGAACCGAAAGAUGUGACUAGUUGACACUGAACUCGUGACACGAAUGGUUUAUGAAGAUUACUGCGGUCCUAAGAUUGUGUGCAGAAGGAAUCUGAUCCCGCACAAUAUUCUGUCGCUAUAUCUUAUCGAAGCAUGGCACCGAAUGAGAAGCAUACGUCUAUUGCUGCAAUCAAGCCACUUGCCUCGGUGAGACUUCAGGUGAUUUUUCUAGCUUAGCGACGCAACUGUGACAGGCAUACAUCAAUUGCGUUGACUGACAUGCACUUCCCUCCCAUAGAGUCCCGCUUGUACGGGUAGCUUCUUGCAAAAUAAAACUUAGGAUUGUGCAUGUUUAUGUUUUUCUGAGCACUCGGUCAAUACUUAGUUUAGUCAAGUAUCCUAGUA
This is a messenger RNA of Pseudomassariella vexata, 1958 nucleotides long. RefSeq lists its product as uncharacterized. Gene Ontology annotation, cellular component: transcription export complex 2. The coding region runs from base 164 to 1516 and encodes 450 amino acids. Gene Ontology annotation, molecular function: RNA binding; double-stranded DNA binding. Gene Ontology annotation, biological process: poly(A)+ mRNA export from nucleus; post-transcriptional tethering of RNA polymerase II gene DNA at nuclear periphery; transcription elongation by RNA polymerase II. The transcript has 7 exons. The record is from RefSeq and is a predicted model, not a curated record. Lineage: Eukaryota; Fungi; Ascomycota; Sordariomycetes; Amphisphaeriales; Pseudomassariaceae.